This is a messenger RNA of Dipodomys ordii (Ord's kangaroo rat), 921 nucleotides long. RefSeq names its product olfactory receptor 5B3-like. The transcript has a single exon. Gene Ontology annotation, biological process: G protein-coupled receptor signaling pathway; sensory perception of smell. Bases 1 to 921 code for a protein of 306 amino acids. Gene Ontology annotation, cellular component: membrane. Gene Ontology annotation, molecular function: G protein-coupled receptor activity; olfactory receptor activity; odorant binding. Lineage: Eukaryota; Metazoa; Chordata; Mammalia; Rodentia; Heteromyidae. The record is from RefSeq and is a predicted model, not a curated record.
AUGGAGAACAGAACAGAGGUGAAAGAGUUCAUCUUGCUGGGACUGACCAACAAUCCAUACCUACGGGUCCCUCUCUUUAUUGCCUUUCUCCUUAUCUACAUCAUCACUCUGGUUGGGAACCUGGGGAUGGUCCUAUUGAUUGUCUUUGACUCUCGUCUGCACACUCCCAUGUACUUCUUCCUUGGUAACCUGUCUCUGAUGGACUUUUGUUACUCUUCAUCUAUCACUCCCAUGGCCAUGGCUGGGCUGCUUAUGGGCCACAAAGUCAUGUCCUACAAUGCUUGUGCUAUGCAAAUGUUCUUUUUUUCAACAUUUGCCAAUGUGGGAAAUUACCUGUUGGCUUCCAUGGCCUAUGAUCGCUAUGCAGCAGUGUGUAAGCCCCUCCAUUACACCACCAUCAUGACAAGAAACAUGUGUGCAGGUCUGGUUGUAAGUUGCUACAUCUGUGGUUUUCUGAACGCAUCCAUCUAUACAGGGGACACAUUCAGUCUCUCCUUCUGCGAGUCCAACGUGGUCCAUCACUUCUUCUGUGAUAUUCCAGCAAUUAUGGUUCUCUCUUGUUCUGUUAGAGAUGUUAAUGAGCUGGUUGUUAUUUAUGUAGCCAGCUUUGAUAUAUUUUUGGCUCUCACGGUAAUCUUAAUAUCCUACACAAUCAUUUUCAUCACCAUCUGCAAGAUGCACGCAGGUGCUGGACAUCGCAGGGCUGUGUCCACCUGCGCCUCCCACUUCACUGCAGUCUCCAUUUUCUAUGGGACUGUUAUCUUUAUGUACCUGCAGCCCGGCUCCAGUCACUCCAUGGACACAGAUAAAAUUGUAUCUGUGUUUUACACGAUGGUCAUCCCCAUGCUGAACCCUAUGGUCUACAGCCUGAGGAACAAGGAGGUCAAGAAUGCAUUCACAAAAUGUUUUUCUGUAGGCUAA